GCAGUGAACGCGUGUGGUUUGAACAGUCAUACCACAGACAGGUUUGCCAGACUGAUGCCUCCAAAACUCCCUUGAGGGGGUGUCUCUGCGCGCUCCCGUACCUCCUCGUGUCCACAGUGCGCGCUCCCGCCGGUGACUGUGUUGGGAGCGUUUGAAGCAGCUGUCGGUCGGAUAAGAGCCGUGGGUUGUGGGAGACAUGGGUGUUGUGUGAUUAAAUCUUCUUUUCAUGAAAAGUCUGUGUUGGAUUUCACUUUGCGGCAAAGCUGCCGGCUCUGCAGGACCUCUCGGACGUUUUGCGCUCACGUGUGGCUCAGAGUGUGUUUCCACAGACGAGCAUGCUUUUAUCAUUGUCUUUGUUUGAUAUGAGACGGGAUUAAGGUCUCCGGCAGCGGACGCGACAGCUCACAUUAGUAAAAGGAAGCUAAUUUCGGCUGUAGCCUAACUUUUUUCCACGGGGCAGGGAUGUCUUCGGCUCGGGUGGAUUACAUUGCGCCCUGGUGGACUUACUGGCUUCACAAUUUUCCACAUAUCAACCUGAGAUUUCAGCCCAUUGACAACAGCUUCCAGCCUGAAGAGGAGAACUACCAGCAGUCUCUCAUAUUCCUGGGCUGUGUGGCGGCUGCAGGGCUUGGCCUUAACCUGCUGUGUCUGGCCAUCUACCUGAGCUGUUUGUGCUGCUGCCGCAAAGACGAAGAGGAGGAGAGCAAGAAGCCCAACUCUUGCUGUGUCACUUGGUCCGCCGUUGCUGCUGGCCUCAUCACAUGCGUCGCUGUGGGUGUGGGUUUCUAUGGCAACAGUGAGACCAAUGACGGCGUGUACCAGUUGACCUACUCCCUGUACAAUGCCAAUCACACGCUGGGCGGUGUGGACAGUCUGGUGACUGGCACCAUGGGCAGCAUGAAGAGCAACCUGCACCAGCACCUCGCAAGGCUGGACGAGAUCUUUGCCACGAGGGGCGACUACGUGCAGACCCUGCAGUUCAUGCAGCAGAUGGCCGACAACGUGAUCAAACAACUGCUUGGUUUGCCCGACUGGGAGGAGGCUAAAGUGGACCUGGCAUCCAUCGCUGAUCAAACAGCAAACAUUGAGUACUACAGGUGGCUCACCUACCUGCUGCUCCUCAUUGUGGACCUGAUCAUCUGCCUGCUGGCCUGUCUGGGGCUGGCCAAGCAGUCUCGCUGGCUGCUCACCACGAUGAUGGUGUUCGGAGUGCUGACGCUGGUCCUCAGCUGGACUUCCCUGGGAGCUGACCUGGCCACUGCUGUGGGCACCAGUGAUUUCUGCGUGUCUCCUGACAAGUACCUCCUGAGCCAAACAAAGGGUAUCAUCGGCGCCGAUAUUGUUCAUUACUAUCUUUACUGCAACCAGACUCUCUCCAACCCCUUCCAGCAGCCUUUAACCAUCUUUCAGAGGUCCCUGACCACCAUGCAGAUCCAGAUCCAAGGUCUGCUGCAGUUUGCUGUGCCUCUGUUCCCUACAGCUGAGAGAGACCUCCUGGGUAUCCAGCAUUUGCUCAACUCUUCAGAGGCCAGUCUGCACCAGCUGACCGCCCUGUUGGACUGCAGGGGGCUCAACAAGGACUACCUGGAUGCGAUGGUGGGGGUGUGCUAUGACGGGGUGGAGGGUGUGCUCUACCUCUGCCUCUUCUCCACUCUGGCAGCCUGUGCCUUCACUGUCAUGCUGUGUGCCAUUCCCAGGGCGUGGAGACAAAUUGCCUGCAGGGAACGAGAUUACGACGACAUCGACGAGGAGGAUCCGUUCAACCCGCGGGCGAGGAGGAUAGGCUCUCAGAACCCCAACCUCACCAACAUGCACAGCUUCUGCAGUUACAGCAGCAGCAUGGGCAGCCAGAGCAGCCUACACCCGCCCGCCCCAGCCGUCUCCAACGCCCCCAUGUCUGAGUACAUGAACCACACAGCUCUGUUCGGGGGAACUCCGCGGUACGAGAACGUGCCUCUGAUAGGACGAGGCUCUCCGCCCCCGUCGAUAUACUCUCAGCAGUAUAGAAACAGAUACUCCCCCAGUAUGAGGGCCACCUAUCUGUCCAUGACUGAGGAACAGAGGAGACAGUUUGGGAAUGACUUCCAGGCAUAGAGACUUUCCACAUCUGUACGAAGAGUGGAAACAGCAUGGCACACAAACAUACAGACAAAGGAGCAUCGCAGAGGACGGUUCCAGCCUGUGCAGUCUCAGGACAGUGGGUCCACUUCUGUGCUGUCCUCUCUGUGUCCUACACUCAUAAAUGAUUAAUCACACUUUUCUGUCAUUUGUGGGGGAACUUGCUAAAUAUUCCUGACGUGCACUGUCGGAUUUAACCUGCUCUUAAUACGUGUUGAUGUGCUGGGGGAAAUAAAGGUGUGAGGGCAAAGAUUUGACUGUCUUGCUGAAGAUGAAACUGAAGAUUAAUAACUUUGAUGGAACGCAGGUGAUAGACGCGAUUUUGAGGAUUCACUUGUCAGUGCAGUAAUGCAAAGAAACGUGUUCACAAAAACGUAUAAAAAGAAAAAAAAGAAAAUUUAAAAUUAUUCGUCUCUUCUGUUCAAGGACUCUUUUUUUCCCCAAAAGUUCUUUCAGGUCUCCAAAGAGAAAAUUGCAUAUUAUUUUGUAUGUAUUUGUGAAGCACAAACACAGCACACAGCAGGAGGUUUAUUGAGGUAUAAUUUAUUUACAUUCACCCACAGACAUGCCUGCAAGUGAAGCUUUAUGUGUCCGAAACCUCCCGAAGACGAGACUACCUGGACACCACGGCUUCUGUAUAUAAAUGGUACAAUAACAGACUGUUGUCUCAUUCUGAUGUGGUUUGUUUUGUUUAAACUAUGUGCCAUUUUUAUAUAUUUUUUCUAGUUUCAUGUGGCAAUGCCACAUAGGAUCACUUUUUUGUAUUUUCUAAAAGGGCCAUUAAUUCAUGUUCUCUGGCUAUCUAAUCCAGCUAAUGUAAUUAAAAAAAAAAAAAGAGAGAGUUUCUGCCAUAACCUGGAAACCUGUGCUGCUCUAACUACGAUUACUGAGAACAUCGAGGCAAUUACUUCCAUCAGUUCAAACCAUUCAAAGAGUGCAUUUUUGUAGUAACUAACCAUGACUUUCUGUUGAGAUUUAAUUUUGUUUAUUAUUUUCUGAACUGAUACUUCUUUCAGCAUGUUACAGUGUACAGGCACUGAGAGUGGUGCUUAAUUUUGUGUGUGACCUUAAACUGCAGGGUCUAAAUGUGCGCUGAAUAAAUCGGUUUUGAGUACAACUUGA
Messenger RNA from Scatophagus argus, 3240 nucleotides. It is a transcript of the gene ttyh2, whose product is annotated as tweety family member 2. Gene Ontology annotation, cellular component: plasma membrane. The record is from RefSeq and is a predicted model, not a curated record. NCBI's taxonomy places the organism in Eukaryota, Metazoa, Chordata, Actinopteri, Scatophagidae. The transcript has 15 exons. Bases 463 to 2094 code for a protein of 543 amino acids. Gene Ontology annotation, molecular function: intracellularly calcium-gated chloride channel activity; volume-sensitive chloride channel activity.